GUCACGUGAUAGCUUAAUCACGAGAUACAAAAGAAGGAAGUACUGUUUGUCACAUGACAUACCGUACUUCAUGUUAUUUCUGCUUGCUUUGGGGUGCUAGCAGAGUCGGGAAAGAUGCGUUGUUUGGCGCUCUGUGUGCUGCUGGGAACAAUGGGGGCAAUGGGGGCCCCAGAUAAGGAUGAGAUCAAAUUCCUCCCGGGACUACAGAAACAACCCAGCUUCAAACAGUAUUCAGGCUAUCUGGACGUCGCUGGGAACAAGCACCUGCAUUACUGGUUUGUGGAGGCUCAGAAAGACCCGGCCAGCAGCCCCGUGGUUCUGUGGUUGAACGGAGGCCCAGGGUGCAGCUCGCUGGAUGGACUACUGACGGAGCAUGGCCCUUUUCUAAUUCAGGAUGAUGGCGUCUCACUUGAGUACAACCCUUAUGCUUGGAACAAGAUUGCCAAUAUGCUCUACCUGGAAUCACCAGCAGGGGUUGGCUUUUCCUACUCGGAUGACAAGAAAUAUGCCACCAAUGACUCAGAGGUGUCCAUGAACAACUACUUGGCCUUGAAGCGGUUUUUCCAGCUUUUCCCAGAGUACAAGAAGAAUGAGUUCUUCAUCACGGGCGAGAGCUACGGGGGCAUCUACAUUCCAACACUGGCAGAGCGCGUGAUGGAGGACAGCAGCAUUAACCUGCAGGGUAUCGCUAUAGGGAACGGGUUGUCCAGUUACGAGAUGAAUGACAAUUCGCUGGUUUAUUUCGCUUACUACCACGGGCUCCUGGGAUCGAGGCUGUGGACAGACUUGCAGUCGUACUGCUGUAAAAAUGGAACGUGUGACUUCUACAACAACCGAAAUCAAAACUGCACAAAGAAUUUGGCAGAGGUGCAGUAUAUUGUGUACCAGUCUGGGCUGAAUAUGUAUAACCUGUAUGCUCCCUGUGCUGGAGGGGUACAUGAGAGAGUCAGGUAUGAAAAUGGCCAUCUGGUGAUUCGUGAUUUGGGAAACCACUUCAUCCGCCAUCCCUGGACUGCAAUGUGGACUGAGAAACUCCGCGGAAUAGCCUCCCUCCACAAGUCGGUGAAGCUGGACCCGCCCUGCACCAACUCCACCCCCUCCACCCUGUACCUGAACAAUGCCUACGUCCGCACCGCCCUGCACAUCGCGCCCGCUGCCCUUACGUGGGCCAUCUGCAGUGCGGAGGUGAACUUCAACUACAAACGGCUGUACAUGGACGUGAGGAAGCAGUACCUGAAGCUGCUGGGGGCGCUGAAGUAUCGCGUGCUGGUGUACAAUGGAGAUGUUGACAUGGCCUGUAACUUCCUUGGGGAUGAGUGGUUUGUAGAGUCUCUUCAGCAAGAGGUACAGGUAAAGCGCAGGACCUGGCUCUACAGUUCAGGAGAUGGUCAGCAGGUCGGUGGCUUCGUAAAGGACUUUUCCAACCUCAGUUUCCUCACCGUCAAGGGUUCGGGUCACAUGGUACCCUCGGACAAGCCAAUCGCUGCCUUCACCAUGUUCAGCCGCUUCCUGAAGAAGGAGCCGUACUGAGAUCGGGGCAAAGCCAUGACACUGCGCGCCGCCCCCUUGUCACCCCUCGUAGGGUAUCUGUGAUUGGAUACCGCCACUGUAUAGCCAUGUUGUACCUCGCUAACACCUACCGCUAGCUGUGUGGCCUCUUUGCACUCCCUGCGCAGCAGGCCUGGGUCAAAUACGUAUUUGUUUUGGAUUCAAAUACUUUUCUAUGCUCUAUUGAUCUUGCCUGGUGUAAUUGAGCCCGCCAGUAUGACCAGAAGGCGGGAUUUGCACUUUUUGAGAGUAUUUCAUUGGUUCCAGUACACCAGGCAAGAUCAGUAAAGCAUUGAAAAGUAUUUGAAUCCAAAUAAAAUAUGUAUUUCACCCAGGUCUGCCAUGCAGUCCCCCCCUCCUCACUACUGCUGUGCACUGUGAGUGGGUUGAUCAAAAAAUACACCCAGGAGCAGUACUGAUAAUUCAGAGGUGUCCAAUCUUGUCUGAAAAGGACAGGUGUGUUUGUGGGCUAUUGCUCUGUUCCAGUACUACCAACACUGGAUUCAGCGAAUCAAGUAAGGGAUGUCUGACCAGCCCUUCUUGGAUAUGUCAUGUUUGCACAUGCUCGGGGUGUACAGCAUCAGGCUAUAUUACUAUAAAUGCACAUCUUUUUUUUUAUACUAGUGUUGGGUAAAAGCAAAUGCAUUUUUUUGUAUAUGUGGAUGAAAGGCUGCUUUCGUAUCCCCGAAAACUGCUGUGAUGACCAGGUACUGCUGUAAAUAAUUUACUGCCUGUUGUAGAUUCCAGCGCUUCCGAUUGUCAUGCCUGCCUUGCUAUGGACAAAAAAAAAAUCAUGUUAAUUAUUUGUUGGUCAAACUUGUUGAUCCAAGUGACACAACGUGAAUUGUAGACGUAACAAAAGGACUGCCAACUUUGCCUGUUUUUUAGUUUUAAUCAUUCCUAAGGUUGCCUACAAGUUAAUGGAUUUGAAGGGAAAAAUUGUUUAUUUCAGAAUAUCACCAAUUUGCCUUUUUUAAUAUUUUUGAUUCAUAUCAGCUACUGUUAGAAGUCUAAGUGUGUCUCCGUUACUUACAGAAACCAGGAUUCAGUGACCACUAUGAAAUGUCAAUCAAUUGAAGUUUAGGAAGAGAUCUGCGAGGAAAACUGUGUCCAAAUCGUAUGCUUGAAAAUGAAGUAUAAUUAUGUGUUCUUAAAAAGGGAUUAUAAAACAGCUGGUGUUUACUUUUCAUUGGUCUUCAGGUUGUUGACAAAUGUUUUUUGUCAAUAAACUUCUCUUCAAACAUUCUGA
Messenger RNA from Anguilla anguilla (European eel), 2797 nucleotides. It is a transcript of the gene ctsa, whose product is annotated as cathepsin A. NCBI's taxonomy places the organism in Eukaryota, Metazoa, Chordata, Actinopteri, Anguilliformes, Anguillidae. The record is from RefSeq and is a predicted model, not a curated record. Gene Ontology annotation, molecular function: serine-type carboxypeptidase activity. The coding region runs from base 115 to 1530 and encodes 471 amino acids. The transcript is spliced from 15 exons. Gene Ontology annotation, biological process: proteolysis.